AUGGAGAGCGAAGGAGGUGCACCUCCGAAGAACAACAUGGUAGUGAGCCUGUUGCUGGCAAUUUGGCACACUCUGUGGGAGGUCUGGCUGGAGCCAUUCCUUACGUUUACGCAUUUGUACGAUCCCGCAGACCUUACCUAUGGACGCUCCCAAAUUCCGUUCAGCAAGAUGGAGUUGCGUCUACACAACAACCCUGACGUGACAGUGUCGUUCUACAAAGCCAUGAUGCCCAAUGGCAAGGACUUUGUCUGGUACCAGGUGUGGGAAGACAAGCUUGCGAUGCGCUCAACGGGACGUGUUGCAGACAUGGUGUUCUGCCAUGGCACCGGUGUGCAUUCAGGCACGCUCGCUAGUCACUCGCGUCGUUACCUGGAUGCAGGCUACCGACUGAUUGUGCCUGACCUUCCAUCGCACGGAUACUCGACGGGUCUCCAUGUGUACCAAGCUGAAAUGCGUGGCUAUACAGAUGGUGUUCGCCAGGUGAUCCAUGAUGUAGCACGUCGCGACGACGAGCUGCAAGGUUCCAAGACACUGAAGCAAAACCGACGCAAGACCUUCCUUCUGGGUUUGUCGUUCGGUGGUAUGGUCGCCUGUCUGUACCCUAUUUACUACCCACACUCGCUGCGUUCCGACACAGAGGACAUGGACGAGAUCCCUGUGGAUGGUGUGGUAGCUGUGGGCCCGAUCAUCGAUUACAACCCGAAGGAUGUUAAGAUUGGUCCGCUAGUGCGUUUGGUGAGUACGAUUAUUCGUGUGUUUAAGGCGGCACGUCUUGAGCUGUAUGUGCCGCAUAAGAAGGUGGUCGACAAGGACCCGAAAGUGUACAAGCAGCUGGUUGACCAGGAUAUGCGUAGCCAUCGCGGCUCAUUCCGUGUGGGUCACUUGUUCUGCCUUCGUGGCGGUAUUGCCGACUGCCAGGAUUAUGCGUACAAGUUCAAGACGCCCGUGUAUAUCCAGCAUGGUCUUCACGACCGUGUGGUGUCCGUUAACUCGUCUGUGAUGUGGCUGGGCAAGGUGCACUCGGACGAUAUCAAGAUGACUGUGUACCCUGCGAGCCAGCACAUUAUCUACCGCAAGGCCAAGUCGGAGGUAGAGGACCAGGCGGGCCGUGUGUGUGUGAUUGAAGACAAUGUGGCGUGGAUGAAUGAGCGAUGCCCUGGUUCAGGCCACAUUGAGCGUGGUAUGUCGUUCUCGUCCGACUACAACGCGGACGGUAUGCGUCGCUCCACGUCCUUCUCCCUUUCGUCGGGUCUCGUUACACCUAGCGAGCUUGCGCUCGGUACGGUGUCCGAGAACUCGGAGCACAUGGUAGCCAACACGAUCCAGACACUUACCGACAAGCUCGGUACGAUUGGCCAGGAAGGCGCUGCCAGCACGGCACUGCAGGAAUCGGUGUCGGAAGCUGCGCUGACGCAACGCAGCAGCGUUUCAAAAGAUUCGCCCAAGAAACCAACUCCUGUCGCUUCGAUGAACAAGACCAAUGUGAAUGACCGCAUCUAUCGUGAAAGCUGGACCCUUCCAGAGGACCUGUGUCCCUAUGACAUUGUCAUCCGCCAUGUGGAAUAA
Molecule: messenger RNA, 1566 nt
Organism: Malassezia pachydermatis
Lineage: Eukaryota; Fungi; Basidiomycota; Malasseziomycetes; Malasseziales; Malasseziaceae
Exons: 1
Coding region: 1-1566 (521 amino acids)
Cellular component (GO): membrane
Molecular function (GO): lipase activity
Source: RefSeq, a predicted model, not a curated record